AUGGAGGAGGAGGGUCCCGGGGAAGUGGAGGGGCCGGCAGAGCCGGGUUCACGGUGUGGGGGCCCGAGUGGACCGGACGGAUGGGCAGCGGCUGGCAAGGCUGCCCGUGCGCCCCUGCCCGCUGGGGCCCCUGCCAUGGCCAUCGUGCAGACGCUGCCGGUGCCCCUCGAGGCCGCCGCUGAGGGGGCCGCGCAGCUCCGCGCCGCCGCCCGCUCGCCCCCCGCUAUGGGCAGCGUCGGCAGCCUCCUGCCCGGCCGGCCCCGCCACGACCGCGCCAGCCAGCCCUGCGACGUGGAGCCCCCCACCGCCUCCUUCCGCAAGCAGGAGGGGCUGCUCCGGGCCACCCCCCGGGACCCCCCAUCCCCUGAGGAGUGCCGCGCAGCCGUGCCUGGCAUCACCCACGCCUACGCCAACGGGGGCUUCUGCGGCGACUGGCUCGAUGCCCCCUCUCCUACCAGCCCCUGCAGCGACUCAGAUGAGCCCCGCGAUGACCAAGCCCCGAGCGAUCACCUCCGGGGGCCACCCCCCAAGCUCAUCCCUGUCUCUGGCAAGCUGGAGGAGAACGUGGAGAAGACCCUGAUCCGCCCCAUGGCUUUCAAGCCGGUGGUGCCCAAGCUCCGGAGUGCCCAGCCGAGUGCACGCCCGGGGCUCUCGGAGAGCCAGGUGAGCCUCACCCACUUGCUGGGUGCUGAGAAGCCUGGCUCCCUGAGCUGUCGUGCCAGCACCCUCUCGGACUCGGGGCGCAACUCCCUCUCCAGCCUGCCCACCUACAGCACGGGCUGCAGCCAGCACCCCGAGGUGGGCGCACUGCCGGCCACCCCCCACGGUCCCCCCGACCCCCCGGGGGGCUGCCGCCCCUCCAACUCGGACAGCGGGCGCUCCUCGUCCAGCAAGAGCACGGGCUCGCUGAGCGGCCGGGGCCGGCCCUCCUCGGAGAGCGGCUCCUGCGGGCGCUCGCCCCUGCCCGGCGAGGAGGCCGUGCUGGUGCGGGAGCUGGAGGACAAGCUGCGGGAGAGGGAGGCCGAGCUGCGGCUCCUGCGCGACAGCCUGGACGAGAAUGAGGUGGCCAUCUGCCAGGUGUACGAGGAGAAGCAGCGGCGCUGCGAGCAGGAGCUGGAGGGGCUGCGGCAGCGCUGUGCGGCCCAGGCGCGGCAGGCGGCCCAGGCAGCGCAGCGGGGGCAGCAGGUCCUGCAGCUCCAGGUGCUGCAGCUGCAGCAGGAGAAGCAGCAGCUGCAGGAGGACUUCGCCCAGCUGCUGCAGGAGCGGGAGCUGCUGGAGCGUCGCUGCGCCUCCUUCCAGCGCGAGCGCACCGAGCUGGCACCCCGGCUGGAGGAGACCAAGUGGGAGGUGUGCCAGAAGUCGGGGGAGAUCUCGCUGCUGAAGCAGCAGCUGAAAUCAAACGAGGCUGAAAUGGCCAGAAAGCCUGGAAAGGAAAGGCACCGUUUGGGAACAGCUCAAGGCAGACCUUCCCAUUGGGGUCAUCCGUGA
Molecule: messenger RNA, 1488 nt
Organism: Gymnogyps californianus (California condor)
Lineage: Eukaryota; Metazoa; Chordata; Aves; Accipitriformes; Cathartidae
Gene: LZTS2
Product: leucine zipper tumor suppressor 2
Biological process (GO): negative regulation of canonical Wnt signaling pathway
Source: RefSeq, a predicted model, not a curated record